Messenger RNA from Phoenix dactylifera (date palm), 2559 nucleotides. RefSeq names its product long-chain-alcohol oxidase FAO2-like. Gene Ontology annotation, molecular function: long-chain-alcohol oxidase activity; flavin adenine dinucleotide binding. Lineage: Eukaryota; Viridiplantae; Streptophyta; Magnoliopsida; Arecales; Arecaceae. The record is from RefSeq and is a predicted model, not a curated record.
ACUUUUCCACCAAAGCCCAAAGUCUAUCUCUCAACUUUUCCACCAAAGCCGAAAGUCUACAUAGACUUCGUCGCGGUCGCGGUCCCAAAGAGCCGACUCCCACAGACUCUUUUGUUAGUUUCUACUUUCUACCAGAGAAAAAUACAUAUAUGGAAGGAGGAGGAGAAGGGAGGAGGCAAGGCCACCCCCGGCUCAGGGGAGGGAGGAGGACCGAGAAGGGAGGCCACAGCCAUGGAUUUUCUCCCUCCCAGAUCCAAUCGCUGGCUGCCAUGUGCGAGGCUUUCAUACCAUCUCUUCCAAUGGAAGAGCUCCACGUCAGCAGUGGCAAGGAGGACCCACCCACCAAGAGCCUCCAGGCCUUCUACCUGGCUUCCGGGUCUGAAUCCCCAAUACCAGAUGAGGUUGCAGAGUUGUUGGUCAAGAGGGGCAUGAAAGAGGCUUUACUUUUGGUCAAAUUGGUAUUAUGGCUCCUUGCUACCAAGUUGGGCACACUUGUCCUCUGUAGGUCCUUGAGCCUAUGUGGGCGAUUCCCAUUCAUCAACAAGUUCUCAGACAUGCCCAUAGAGAAGAGGGAAGAAGUUCUUAAGAGAUGGAACAAGGAAAAAAAUUUUGUACCUUUAAGGAUGGUAUUUGUCAUGGUGAAGAUCUUCUGCCUUUACAUCUUUUACUCCAUGACUAAUGAAAACUCUGAGAACCAGUCAUGGAAUGCCAUUGGAUAUAGCUUACCCACUGAGGAAAAGCCACCAAAAUCCCAAUCAGAGAGGCCUCUUGAGAAGGGUAUCAUAGAAACCAUGGAUCAAACUGAUUCAUCCCUCCUCCAGUCCCUCACUAUGAAAGGCCUGGCAGUCUCCCAAGACCCAAACCAAAACUUGUACGAAAUUAAAUGCGACGUUGCCAUAGUUGGUUCCGGCUGCGGAGGAGGAGUCGCUGCCGCAGUGCUCGCAAGCGCCGGUCGCAAGGUUGUAGUCAUUGAGAAGGGCAACUACUUCACAUCGGAAGACUACACCUCCAUCGAAGCCCCCUCCAUGAACGAAAUGUACGAGUCCGGCGGAAUUCUUAGCACUCUCGACGGGAAGAUUAUGCUCCUAGCCGGAUCCACGGUCGGGGGUGGCUCUGCUGUGAACUGGUCAGCUUGCAUCAAGACACCAGACCAUGUCCUCAAGGAAUGGGCAGAGGAACGUCAGCUUCGUCUCUUCGGGAGCACAGACUAUCUCUCAGCAAUGGACGCAGUCUGUCGAAGACUUGGAGUCACGGAGAAUUGCACUGAAGAAGGAUUUCAAAACAAGGUUCUUCGCAAAGGCUGUGAGAAUCUUGGUCUUCAAGUAGAUUCCGUGCCAAGAAAUACCUCGGAAAGACAUUUCUGUGGCAGCUGCUGUUAUGGCUGUCGAGAAGGAGAUAAACGUGGGACUGAUACUACUUGGCUGGUCGACGCUGUUAACCAUGGCGCCGUGAUCAUAACCGGAUGCAAAGCUGAGAGAUUUGUAUUCAAAGAGAAUGAGCCAGGGAAGAAGAAGACGAAGAAGUGCGUGGGAUUGAUUGCCAAAUCUUUAAGCCGUAUGGUGACGAAGAAACUAAGAAUCCAAGCCAAAGCAACCAUUUCAGCAUGCGGUUCUCUCUUGACACCCCCGCUGAUGAUUUCUAGCGGGCUGACAAAUUCAAACAUAGGCAGGAACCUGCACCUUCACCCAGUAGUUUUCGCAUGGGGCUACUUCCCGGAUUCGGCAUCGGACCACCACCACCGAGGCAGAGCUUUCGAGGGAGGGAUCAUCACAUCGUUGCACAAAGUGAAAGCGGUGGAGGAUUCGGAUUCGAGCUUGCGGGCGAUCAUCGAGGCGCCGGCAAUGGGGCCCGCGUCCUUUGCUUCGCUGGUCCCCUGGGUGUCGGGGCAGGACUCGAAGGAGAGGAUGGCGAGAUACAGCCGGACGGCGCUUCUCUUUGCAUUAGUAAGAGAUCGCGGCUCGGGGACAGUGGAGGGGGAGGGGAGGGUGAAGUAUCGGUUCGAUGCGUUGGACAGGGAGAAUUUGAGGGAGGGGCUGCGGAGGGCGCUGCGGAUUCUGGUGGCGGCGGGUGCGGUGGAAGUGGGGACGCACCGGAGCGACGGGCAGAGGAUGAAAUGCAAGGGGAUCGAGGAGAAGGACUUGGAGGAGUUUUUGGAUGGGAUUUCUGCGGUGGGAGGUCCGAUGUCUAGGAGAGAAUUGUGGACCUUGCAUGCCUCUGCUCAUCAGAUAGGGAGUUGCAGGAUUGGAGCGAGCGAGGAGGAGGGUGGGGUGGAUGAGAGCGGGGAGAGUUGGGAGGCGCAGGGGUUGUUUGUGUGCGACGGAAGUGUGCUUCCAAGUGCUGUUGGGAUUAAUCCUAUGAUCACCAUCCAGUCCGUUGCCUACUGUCUCUCCAAGGGGAUUGCAGAAUCCUUGAAGAGAGGUUCUGAAUGAGAGAGAGAUAUUGUUAUGGAUUGAUUUGGUUGUCCAAGAACACAUCAUUUACUAGUAACCUUUGACAACUACGGUACAAUCUAUAUAAUGAUAGAUUUAAAAUAUCUAUCAUGGUUACAGUCUCUUGUUA